AUGCCCCUACGCAUCACCUCAGCCCCAGUGUCUGGUAUGAAAAAACGAAAAUCAGUCACCACACCGCGGACUCGCGCUUCACCCUUCGCCAGUCAUGCGCGCUCCAAACCAUCCGUGCGCGGAAAUGCGCAGGCUAAAUCAAACCUUCAGACCGAAGGAGGGGAUGGUGAUGGAUGCAUGAGCGAUUCUGAGCCUUUACCCGACAUCGGUAGCUCGCAAUAUGUGACCGAGCUAGUAAAAUUAACCGGUGUGAUGCAAGCAAUGCAACAUGUAAAACAGUCCAUGUUCGAGGAGUUACCGGAACGAAGGGCGGGCAUGAACAGUACUCGUAUUGCAGCAGUGCUAAACGUCCGCAAAUCACUGCCGCCGCUGGUGUCGGUUGCGCAUAUACAUACGGUCUUGCAGGCGCCAACGCAGGUAGAGCGAGAGAUUGUUUCGCUUGUUCAGUCGGGGCAGUUGAAGAGGUUGAUUGUUCCUGGGAGAGGAAAUGGUGCCGCUGGCUUGGGAGAUUGCUUGGUGAUGGCGAGUGAUCUGCACGAGUUGGUGCAGAUGAGUAGUGAUCUGGACCAAGCUCUCAAAGAUCGGUUCUUGAGCAUUCUUGACCAAAUGUCAAAUACAUCAGCCAUCCCAUCCCUGGCAUUUUCUCGUGAAGAAUCAAUCUCUCUCGUGCGAGCUGGCUUUCUCGUGACAGCAUCAUCACUAUCCAAGGAGGCCGUCAAUCUCACGUCCGUGCGUGCCUAUUCUACAGAAGUCGACGACACUAGACAAGACUCCAUUCAGUCUCGCGCACCAGCAUUUUUCUUGUCUUUGCCCAACACAGGACCUUAUCUACGCCUCCUGAGUGCAGCCCGCUCUCAUUUACUAGCUUUGUUGAGACAGUCCAAGUACCACGAAGCACCGCUAACUCUUCUCCGUGACCGCUGGGAGGGCGCUGUCGAGUCAAAUCACAGUUUCAGCAUGGCGAAGCGGAUUAGAGGGGAGUUUAGUGGUGUCCUACCCGGUAGGACGAAGAAAUGGAAGGAGUUCAAUGGGAUGGGUUUUCGUUGGAUUCUAGAGGAGGCUCUUGGGGCUGGGCUUGUGGAGAUUUUUGAUACGGGGAGUGUGGGUCCUGGUAUACGCUGUUUGUGA
Talaromyces marneffei is the source of this 1128-nucleotide messenger RNA. RefSeq lists its product as uncharacterized. Gene Ontology annotation, molecular function: protein serine/threonine kinase activity. The record is from RefSeq and is a predicted model, not a curated record. The coding region runs from base 1 to 1128 and encodes 375 amino acids. Gene Ontology annotation, biological process: protein phosphorylation; positive regulation of Ras protein signal transduction. The transcript has 2 exons. NCBI's taxonomy places the organism in Eukaryota, Fungi, Ascomycota, Eurotiomycetes, Eurotiales, Trichocomaceae.